This is a messenger RNA of Arvicanthis niloticus (Nile rat), 1216 nucleotides long. The record is from RefSeq and is a predicted model, not a curated record. Lineage: Eukaryota; Metazoa; Chordata; Mammalia; Rodentia; Muridae.
CCCGGAUCCCAAAUGGGGGCUACGAGGCCGCGCGCGCUGCUCCUGCUGCUGGCGGCCGCCCUGGCUCCGACCCAGACCCGUGCGGGCUCACACUCGCUACGGUAUUUCUUCACCGCCGUGUACCGGCCCGGCUUCGGGAAGCCCCGGUACAUGGAAGUCGGCUACGUGGACGACACGGAGUUCGUGCGCUUUGACAGCGACGCGGAGAAUCCGAGUUACGAGCCGCGCGCGCCGUGGGUAGACCAGGAAGGGCCGGAGUAUUGGGAGCAGCAGACACAGAUCGCCAAGAACACACAGCAGUGGUUCCGAGAUAGCCUGAGGACGCUGCUCGGCUACUACAAUCAGAGCGAGGGCGGCUCUCACUCCUUCCAGUGGAUGCAAGGCUGUGACAUGGGGUCGGAUGGGAGCCUCCUCCGCGGGUAUGAGCAGUACGCCUACGACGGCCGCGAUUACAUCGCCCUGAAUGAAGACUUGAAAACGUGGACAGCGGCGGACAUGGCGGCGCAGAUAACACGACGCAAGUGCGAGCAGAAUGGUGAUGCAGAGAGACAAAGGGCCUACCUGGAGGGCGAGUGCGUGGAGUCGCUCCGCACACUCCUGGAGCUCGGGAAGGAGACGCUGCUGCGCACAGAUCCCCCAAAGGCACAUGUGACCCAUCAUCCCAGAUCUGAAGGUGAUGUCACCCUGAGGUGCUGGGCCCUGGGCUUCUACCCUGCUGACAUCACCCUGACCUGGCAGUUGAAUGGGGAGGACCUGACCCAGGACAUGGAGCUUGUGGAGACCAGGCCUUCAGGGGAUGGAACCUUCCAGAAGUGGGCAUCUGUGGUGGUGCCUCUUGGGAAGGAGCAGAAUUACACAUGCCAUGUGCAACAUGAGGGGCUGCCUGAGCCCCUUACCCUGAGAUGGGAGCCUCCUCCAUCCACUGACUCUAACAUGGUGAUCAUUGCUGUUCUGGUUGUCAUUGGAGCUGUGGCCAUCAUUGGAGCUGUGGUGGCUUUUGUGAUGAAGAGGAGAAAAAACAGAGCUUUUCUUCUCACAGGUGGAAAAGGAGGAGACUAUGCUCCAGCUCCAGGUUACUCCCAGAACUCUGAUAUGUCUCUCCCAGAUUGUAAAGUGAUGGUUCAUGACUCUCAUUCUCUAGCAUGAAGACAGCAGCCUGGAGUGGACUAUGUGACAGACAGUGUGUUCAGGUCUCUCCUGUGACGUCCAGAGCCCU